This is a messenger RNA of Python bivittatus (Burmese python), 2091 nucleotides long. Lineage: Eukaryota; Metazoa; Chordata; Lepidosauria; Squamata; Pythonidae. The record is from RefSeq and is a predicted model, not a curated record.
UCCGUGGCAACGGGAUUCCCGGCCUAACGCGGAGCGCUUCCAAGGCCAUGGCGGCGGCGGCGUCUUCUGCGCCUUCGUCUGGAAGCGCCGGCGACGGUACUCGAGCCACGUCCAAAUGGCUGGAUGCCCACUACGAUCCAGUAGCCAAUUUGCACACCUUCUCCUCUUGUGUCACUCUGGCUGACCUGCAUGGGGAUGGAGACUAUAAGCUAGUGGUGGGCAAUUUCGGCUCUACGGGGCAUGAGAUGAAGCUGAAGGUGUACCAGGGAACAAGCCUCUUGAGUGAAAACACCCUGCCAGACUUACCCACUAGUGUGGUUUCGUUUCUGAUGGAGCAACAUGAGCCUCGUAUGCCAGCCUUGGCGGUGGCUUCCGGUCCGUAUAUCUACGUGUACAAGAAUCUGCGUCCCUAUUUCAAAUUUACACUGCCGCCGAUGGAACCCAAUCCCAUGGAGAAGGUGGUCUGGGAACAGGCAAAGGAGGACAAGGUUGAUCUUCUGUCAAUGAAAGAGAUGCUGGAGGCAAUCCGAGAAAAUGCAGAAAUGCCUUUAUCAGUGCAGUCUUUGAGGUUCCUGACCCUUGACCCCCCUGAGAUGGACUCCUUUGUGAACCAGCAUAAGUCACAGCCCAUCAAACGUCAGACAGUGAUGACCUGCAUGGCCACUCUGAAGAAGAACAGGGUGGAUGAAGAUGCUAUUAGCUGCUUGGUGAUCGGGACAGAGAACAUGGAAAUCCUCAUCUUGGACCCUGAGGCCUUCACCAUCUUGUCAAAGGUGACCAUACCAAGUGUGCCCACCUUCCUGGAUGUUGCAGGCCAAUUUGACGUGGAAUACCGUCUCACCGUGGCCUGUCGGAAUGGAAGCAUUUAUAUCCUCCGCAGAGACUCCAAGCGGCCCAAAUACUGCAUCGAGCUAAGUGCCCAGGCUGUGGGUUUGGUUCGAAUCCAGAAGAACAUCAUAGUGGCUUGCUCAGAUGAGACUCUGCGGGGCUACACCCAGAAGGGAAAGAAACUCUGGGGAGUUACAUUGCCAGCUACCCCCAUCACGCUGGGCAUCAUGGAUGAGAAAUUCCAAAGUUUCCAGGCUGUGCUGGUGGCUCUGGCCAAUUUGGAAGUUCACAUCUACCGGGACAAGAAUCUUGUUAAUGUUAUCCAGGUGCCGGAUAUCGUCACCAGCAUCUCUUUUGGCCACUACGGACGAGAGGAUAAUACCCUCAUCAUGACAACCAAAGGUGGGGGCCUGAUCAUCAAGAUCUUGAAACGCACCAGCACCUUCCAUAAGGGGGACACAGCUGUUGGCGUUCCUGUCGCCCAGAGCAUCAAACUCAGCGUGCCCAAGAAAACAAAACUCUAUGUGGACCAGACCCUGCGGGAGCGGGAAAGCGGAGUGGCGAUGCACCAGGUCUUUCAGACAGACCUCAGCCGCAUCCGUCUCAUGGCGGCCCGUGCCUACGUCCGGGCGCUCGAGUGCAGCAUGACCCCCGUCUCGGAGUCCCUGCAGGAACCACUCAAGUUGAACGCCGUGGUGCAGGGCAUGGGCCCUACCUUCAAACUGUGUCUUAACCUCCAGAACAUGUCUGAGAACCGCGCAGUGGCAAACCUUCUCAUCUGCUUCGUUUAUGAUGAAAACCGUUAUUCCAUCGAACGCCCUUUCUUUAAGGCUCCAAUGUUGAUCCCAGGACUGAAUUAUCCUUUGGCCACCUUUGUUGAGUGUCUCGGCGACCAAGGGAUCUCGGAUAUUAUUAAGGUGUUUGUGCUGAGUGAAGGCAACAGCCGGCCACUGCUCACAGCCCACAUUAGCAUGCCCGUUAGCGAAGGCUUGGCAGCUGCGUGAACCACCUCCAAGGGAGGACCUGAGUACUCUUGACUGCCUCGGCACAGCGCCCGGGAACUGGGGACAGGAAUCCCAACCCUGGGACGAGUAGUUUCUUCCCCAAACGUGAGAAGGACAUUCCCAUCUCCUGCUAAGGAGCAACCCACAUCCUGAGACAGCCACCGGAUCAGCCAGGUUAGAAUUAGCAGGCUUGGAGCUACCAAAUAGCGGUGCAGUGUUGGGAGGCCGGAACAGCCCAAUAAAUUGUAUUUAUUCUCCA